Molecule: messenger RNA, 4336 nt
Organism: Neopsephotus bourkii (Bourke's parrot)
Lineage: Eukaryota; Metazoa; Chordata; Aves; Psittaciformes; Psittacidae
Gene: GDPD5
Product: glycerophosphodiester phosphodiesterase domain containing 5
Exons: 17
Coding region: 190-1989 (599 amino acids)
Biological process (GO): lipid metabolic process; positive regulation of neuron differentiation
Cellular component (GO): plasma membrane
Molecular function (GO): glycerophosphodiester phosphodiesterase activity
Source: RefSeq, a predicted model, not a curated record
GCCAGAGCCUUUCCAGCUGAGAGCUCAUCAGCCCCAUUGAAACCAUCAGAAAGCUGGAGAGAUGGAGGUGUUUUGGGUCCUUUAGUGCGGAAACAUCCACCAGGGAAUGGUGCUGGAAGUGCUGCUGCUCCGGCUCUCCCACGACCUGAUGGAUUUCUGAUACCCCGCUCCUGAGGGGCUGGAAGGAGCAUGGUUAAACACCAGCCACUGCAGUACUACGAGCCACAGCUAUGUUUGUCCUGUCUGACCGGGAUCUACGGCUGCCGUUGGAAACGGUACCAGCGGUCACAUGAUGACACCACCAAGUGGGAGCGGCUCUGGUUCCUCAUCCUCACCUCAUCCUUCUUCCUGACCCUGGUUUGGUUUUACUUCUGGUGGGAAGUUCAUAAUGACUACAAUGAAAUCAACUGGUUUUUAUAUAACCGAAUGGGAUAUUGGAGUGACUGGUCCAUUCCAAUACUUGUGACAACUGCUGCUGGCUUUACUUACAUUACAGUGUUAUUGAUACUAGCACUAUGUCACAUAGCUGUGGGACAGCAAAUGAACCUGCACUGGCUUCACAAGAUUGGCCUGGUGACGACCUUGAUAACUACCGUGGUGACCAUGUCAUCGAUAGCACAGCUUUGGGAUGACGAAUGGGAGAUGGUAUUUAUUUCACUACAAGCCACGGCCCCUUUCUUGCAUAUAGGAGCACUUGCAGCAGUCACAGCCCUGUCGUGGUUGGUAGCGGGGCAGUUUGCACGCACGGAGAAAGCCACUUCUCAGAUGCUGAUGUUCACGGCAUACCUCGCAGUUGUAGUUGCACUUUACCUCGUCCCCCUCACCAUCUCAUCCCCUUGCAUAAUGGAGAAGAAGGCUCUGGGACCAAAGCCAGCCAUCAUAGGUCACCGCGGAGCACCAAUGUUGGCACCAGAAAACACUCUGAUGUCCUUCCAGAAGGCAGUGGAGCAGAAGAUGUAUGGAGUCCAAGCUGAUGUUGUACUGAGCUAUGAUGGAGUGCCGUUUCUGAUGCACGACAAGACACUCAGGAGAACAACAAACGUGGAGGAAGUGUUUCCAGAGCGGGCCUACGAGCACUCCUCCAUGUUCAACUGGACUGACCUGGAAAAGCUCAAUGCUGGAGAGUGGUUCCUACGGAAUGACCCCUUCUGGACGGCCGGGUCUCUCUCAAGGUCUGACUACUUGGAAGCGGCCAACCAGUCGGUUUGCAAGCUGGCAGAUAUGCUGGAGGUGAUCAAGGACAACACAUCGCUCAUCCUGAACUUCCAGAACUUGCCAUCAGCUCAUCCCUACUACAGCACUUACAUCAACGUCACCCUGGAAACCAUCCUGGCAUCGGGAAUUCGGCAGCAGGCUGUGAUGUGGCUGCCGGACACGGAGAGGCAGCUGGUCAGACACAUAGCACCGGGCUUCCAGCAGACUUCUGGCCUCAAGCUGGAUGCAGAGCGCAUGAGGGAGAAGGGCAUCGUCAAGCUCAACCUGCGUUACACCAAGGUCACGAAUGAGGAUGUCAGGGACUACACCAUGGCAAACCUGAGUGUGAAUCUCUACACUGUGAAUGAGCCCUGGCUGUACUCCAUCCUGUGGUGUGCUGGCGUCCAGUCGGUCACCUCCGACAGCUCCCACAUCCUUCGCAAGGUGCCUUUCCCCACCUGGCUGAUGCCUCCAGACGAGUACCGCCUGAUCUGGAUCACAUCUGAUCUCAUCUCAUUUAUCAUAAUUGUAGGAGUUUUUAUAUUCCAGAACUAUCACAUGAUCAGGUGGCGCUUCGGAAGCAUCAGGACCUACAACCCAGAGCAGAUCAUGCUCAGCGCUGCUGUCCGCCGGUCCAGCCGGGACGUCAAGAUCAUGAAGGAGAAGCUGAUCUUCUCGGAGAUCAACAACGGCGUGGAGACCACGGACGAGCUGUCUCUCUGCUCCGAGAACGGCUAUGCCAACGAGAUGCUCACCCCCACGGCCCACCGGGCCACCAAGCUGCGGAUGAACUGAGGGGCUCCGGUCCAGCCCUUGGCGCGUGGCAUCCCCUGUGCUCACUCCGGCAGCGAGAGCGGUGCUCUCCUGCUCGCUGCGGGAUGGGAACCUGUGAGGAACUGCUGGUUGGGCAGAGAUCCCUUCCCAUACCCCAUCACUCGCUGCUCCACCUCCCUGGUUGUGAGGUUGGGGGGCUCCUUUUUUGUAAAUAUGUAGAAAAUCCGGACAUUUUUGUGUCUCUCUUUUUGGGGUUUUGAGUGUACGUUUUCCAGGGCAUGAGUGGAAAUUCCGUGUUCAUUAAAUCCUCAACCUUGAAUCUUGACCUGACAGCCUAAAUCCUCUUGGAGGGUGGGGGGACGGGCUCUGGGAAACGCACGUUGGACAUGUCUCUCUUUUCUCCCCAUUGCCCUGCUCCUUUCCUUCCCUUGGUGCAGCGACUGUGUAGCUGAAUGUUGUGAUGUUCUUGUGAAGUGUCGUUUUGUUAUGGGUUUUCUCUUGAUUUCCUUCCCUUUCCCCCUUUCCUGGGCAAUGAAGUUUUAGCUCUAAUGCAACAAGAAGCUGUUUGGAGGAGAGAAGCUUUCCUAGGAGAGGAGAUAGCACUCAGAGCCAGGGAAGGGGUUGCACUGGCUCAGUCACUUGGGCACCUUCUCCUUAUCCCAUCCUCCUUUCCCCAAAGCCUGGAUGCUCAAUGAUGGCUUGCAAUAAGCAAUGCCAUGGGCAUCAUCACCACUCGGAUCUGGCUAAAGUGCCUGCCACUCCAAGUGGCAUCUGCAGUCGCUCCUUGCUUCCCUGUCCUUGCACCCAUAUAGGAAUAGGAGGUGACGGUGCAGUGCGAGCUUCCCCUUCUCCAGGCCAAGGAGAUGCCCAUGGAUGAAGGAGCUGUUUGGAAGAUGAAGCAGCCCCAGAAUGUAACUUACUCCUGCAAGGAGACCUUUCCUCCUUGCUUUACAAGCAGGAUCUUUAGAGCUGCAUGUUCUUGUCCUCCAAAGGAGCGAUGGUCUUGCAGCAGAUGCUGACAGGCUCAGGAAGGUGAGAGCUCUCAUCAGCAUGUUUCCAAUGCAAAAGGCUUUAAACCAAACUAAACUAGAGGUUAAAAGAAAACCUUAGAAACCAAGUAAAUGACAACUGAAUUUUAUCCCCUCUCUGAAACAGCUCAAGGGCAGCUUCAGCUCUUGGAGACCUUCAAGUCCUCAUGGAGAAGAGCCUGUUUUUGGGUCACUUUGCUGUUCACACAGAGCCGGUUCCCAAGGCAGCUGAAGCCAGCUGGAAGGCUGCUAGAGCUGUGAAUGGGUCUUGGCUCAGUCCCCGUGGCCUUUUGGUCUUGGGUUGCUUCCUUCCUCGCUGGAUCUCGGUCGAAGCAACGUGAGAAUUCCCACUUGAGGUCAAGCUUCCUUUGAAGCUUGACGUGAUCUGCCUUGAAAACAAUGGGACCAUCAAUGCCAUUCACCAUGGGGGAAAUGGGAGCUGAGCCUUCGGGUGCUGGCCAAGCUGGGAGAAGUCACCUUGCAGAGGAGAAGGUGGUCUUGGGGAUGCUGAUGUGCAUCAUGUUUGAUACCCAAAACAGGCUUGGAAGGGGCAAGAAUAAGCCACAAUAAAAGCAGCUUUGAGCAGUUUUGGCAGCACUGAACUGCUCUACCUUAAGCUGUAUUCAAGUAGCAUUUUGAAACCUUGACGUCUUGGGUUUGCUGUGUAAGAAUUGGGGGAAAAAGUGGCCAACUUACCUAUGUAAAAGAAAAAUACCCCUAUAGAUAAUGGAUAAAUAUGGAUUGUGAUGCUUUAAUAAGCAGUGGAAAUCAAGACUUUGAUUCUCUUGCAUCUCCCCUGGGUUUACAUGAAUGUAAGUGGAGUAAGACCCUGGCCCAUGCUCUUCCUUUCCUCAAAUACCUUCCUUCUCUAUGGUACUCUGAAAACCAGUGUGGUUUUCUGAUGCAGGACUGCAAGGUUUUGGUGGCUUUGAAGGUGGUUGAGAACAAAGCUGCUUCUCCCUUUAAUGUGGUGCUGUCUGAAACAUUCCCGGUGGAUUGUCAUUGCCAAGUGAGAGAUGUUCAAUCUCAGCAUCUGUUGAUAAUCACCUGCAUGUUCUGUUUUUAUCCUUGAAGGUGAUGUUAUUGAGAAGUGCUUCAAAGCUUGGAAGUGUUAAAAGCAAUCCAACAAAGACUUAAAUUCACUGGUUUCUUUCCUUAUUCUAAGGGCAAGACCCAAACUUCAUGCGUGAUGCACUGACUGUGGCCAUUAUCAUCCUCAGUAUUUGCUACCUUUUCUUUUUUUAACAGAAAAAGGAUGAUACUUUUGGGAUGAAAAUAGAGCUAGACCAAAAUAAACCCUGCGAUGCUCUGUGAAAUAAACUGUCAGUAUUCCCCUGCCA